Molecule: messenger RNA, 1137 nt
Organism: Acanthisitta chloris (rifleman)
Lineage: Eukaryota; Metazoa; Chordata; Aves; Passeriformes; Acanthisittidae
Product: ubl carboxyl-terminal hydrolase 18-like
Exons: 10
Coding region: 1-1137 (378 amino acids)
Biological process (GO): protein deubiquitination
Cellular component (GO): nucleus; cytosol
Molecular function (GO): cysteine-type endopeptidase activity; cysteine-type deubiquitinase activity
Source: RefSeq, a predicted model, not a curated record
AUGGGACAAAGAAGUGGACGUCAAGACAGAAGUAAGAAACUAGAGCUGGCACUAAGUGAGACCAUGGAGGCAGGAGCUGGAGUACAAAAUAAUCAAGAGGAAGCUGAGGAGCUGAAGGCCAAAGAGACGAGGCUGACAUCAGUUUUUGGAAUGGCAGACUUAAAAAACGGAGCUAUUGGACUGUACAACCUUGGACAGACCUGCUGCCUGAACUCUCUGCUCCAAGUGUUCCUCAUGAAUAUACACUUCACAGGGAUACUUCGAAGGAUCACAGUGCCACUAUAUGCUGCUCAGCAGAAGAAGAGUGUCCCAUACCAAAUGCUCUUGCUGUUGGAGAUCAUGCAGCGUGGCAGGGACAAAGCUGUUCGUCCCGUGGACCUUGCUUGCUGCCUCUCAGCACACAGAGUGAAAUUGUCUGUGCAGCAUGAUGCUGCUCAGCUCUACCUGACUCUCUGGAACUUGAUAAAGAGGCAGAUGAAAAACCCAGUGCUGGUUGAAGACCUGAGUGAUUUGUACACUAUCAGCAUACAGGAGCAUCUGGCCUGUCAGAAAUGCUCUUUUGAAAUAAAGAGCAACAGCAGCAUGUUAACCCUUCCACUCCCAGUGUUGGAUUCCAAUUCUCACAUGCUGAAGACCCUGGAGGACUGUCUGCAAUGCUUUCUCCAUCCAGAAGAGCUGACUGGUCAAGACAUGUGUUUCUGUCAGCAGUGUGGAAAGAAAACACCUUUUCUGCAGAGGAUGAAGCUUGUCCAUCUGCCACAGACUCUGACCAUACACCUGAAGCGAUUCUGCUUUGAAAAACCGUCUGCCACACGUAAGCUGCGUCACUAUCUGAAAUUCCCACAGGACCUUGAUUUCAAUGCAGUCUUGACAGAAGAUCAGUGCCAAGCAGAUGACAAUGAAAAGGCUACCUGGCAGUAUGGCCUUUUUGCUGUUGUUGCUCACUCAGGAUCAAGUAGUUAUGGACAUUACUGUGCCUAUAUUCGAAGCCUCACCGAGUGUAAAUGGUAUUGUUUCAACGACUCUGAGGUUUGUCAGGUGUCAUGGGAUGAUGUUAAAUGCACAUAUGGACAUUCCAACCUCCACUGGCGAGAAACAGCCUAUCUCUUGAUUUACAUGAAAAAACAUCCUCAGUAG